CAAACAGUGCAGUUGCAAAUACCGUCUCAAGAGCAAUCUUCAUCAAAAUGCGUUUCUUCUCCAAUGUUAUGUGGACCUCGUUGCUGGUAACUGCUUUAGUUUUCUCAUCAUCCGACGCGCAUAAAAAAGGAAGAGGAGGCGGUGGUAAUGCUGGAGGCUAUGGUGCUCAUGGUGGCCAACAAAGUCUAGGCUACGGCGGUGGUCAUACAUUACCGUUGAGCUCCGGGCACGGUGGCCAUUCAUCACAUGGAGGAUACAGUGGCCACAUCUCCCCGAUGAUAGGACACCCCAGCAGUCACGCAGCACCCGUGAGCGGUGGGUAUGGAGGUCAUAUUGGGCCAAUCAGUGGAGGAUACGGUGGUCACGGAUCACCCAUGGGUGGAGGACAUGUCAGUAGUCACGCUGCCCCCGUUAGUGCUGGGUAUGGCGGACAUGGUGCACCAGUCGGUGGAGGAUACGGAGGUCAUCCUUCUCCUGCGAGCGCGGGGUACGGCGGUAAUCAAGCGGUUCGUCGACCUAAGAGUAAAAGCUACAGCAAUAAUCACGCUGCACCUGCGAGGGGAGGAUAUGGUGGUCAUGCUGCGUCAAUGAACGGAGGAUACGGCGGUCAUGCAUUGCCAACCAGUGGAGGAUAUGGAGAUCAUGGGGCUCCGAUGAAUGGAGGAUAUGGAGGUCACGCAGCAUCGGCAGGCAAAGGUUACGGUGGUCACGGAUCGCAAAUGGGUGGAGGAUAUGGAAGUCACGCUGCUGGAAAAGGCUACGGUCGUUAAGAAAGUUAGGAUAGAGAUUCAAUGGCAUUUUCAUCGAUCGUCAUAUCUGCAUUCGGCCCACUUCAAUCGAAUUACCUUUUGACAAUAGACGCAACCUAAAAUAAAAAAAUUCGCUGCCUAAUC
Daphnia carinata is the source of this 893-nucleotide messenger RNA. RefSeq lists its product as uncharacterized. Lineage: Eukaryota; Metazoa; Arthropoda; Branchiopoda; Diplostraca; Daphniidae. The transcript is spliced from 6 exons. The coding region runs from base 48 to 770 and encodes 240 amino acids. The record is from RefSeq and is a predicted model, not a curated record.